Cadophora gregata is the source of this 574-nucleotide messenger RNA. RefSeq lists its product as uncharacterized. The record is from RefSeq and is a predicted model, not a curated record. The transcript is spliced from 2 exons. NCBI's taxonomy places the organism in Eukaryota, Fungi, Ascomycota, Leotiomycetes, Helotiales, Ploettnerulaceae. Bases 1 to 360 code for a protein of 119 amino acids.
AUGAAAUUCCCACUCACCCUCCUCCUCACUCUCCUCCUCUCCCUCACCACCGGCAUCCACGGCGCCGUCAACGGCCGCUGCUCCAACGGCGGCAGCGCCGACGGAAUCUGUAUUACACGCUCCAAAUGCGCCAGCUACGGUGGGACAAGCAAUCCCGGCUCUCCAGGAGCGUAUACCUGCCCAGGUACUCCCGAUGACGUUGAGUGCUGCAGUGUCUUUACCCGAUGCCCGGGUAAAGGUACGGAUACGCUGUGCACGUGGAAUAAUCGCUGCUCGGGAAAUCCGUGGUAUGGGGUUAUUCUUUCGGAUCCGAUUUGCCCUGGAGGAAAUAGUUAUGUGUGCUGUGAUAUCAAUGGCUAGUUAUCUCGAGAGUAUAGUGGAGAAAUGAGGCUCUGAGCAGAGACCGUUAUACAGUGGGAACCAAUUUUGGAGAAGAGCAGCUUGUUGGAUGGCAUAUACGGACAUUCGUUUGACUGGACCACUGAAUUAGUUUACAGAACUUGAGAUUUUUAGGAAAAGGCUAUUUUAGGAUAUACACAUUCUGAGCUGCAAUGAAGUACAAUUUCUCGAUGGA